UGUCUACCUAGCUAGCUUUUUCUUGAUCUUGAUGCUUAUAGCCAGGCCUCUUUCUCUUGAUAUUAUAUAUAAACACUCAUAGAAGCAGCAAAUUAGCCAGAGAAAUUGCCUCUCAUUUCCUUCUUGCAUGCUUUAAUUAGCUGCCAGAAAAUUAUAUAUAAAGUGGAUCCAAAUCAUGGGAAGAGGUCCCUUUCGUUCGAUGAACAGGAGGAGAAAGAGGAAGAUCACAUCUUCCCUAUCUACUCAGCUCGAUCUCAACAAGACAUGAAUGCAAUAGUUUCAGCCCUAGCUCAAGUCAUUGGAAAUACCAAUAAUAAUCCUCUUCAAGUUCAUGAAAAUCCAUCAACAGUACACCCAUCAAACACACUAGGGCAUGAUCCACCACAGCAGCCGGUUCAAGAUCAAGGGAACACUAGGAGAAGACACUACAGAGGAGUGAGGCAGCGACCGUGGGGCAAAUGGGCUGCGGAGAUCCGGGACCCAAAGAAGGCAGCUCGAGUGUGGCUUGGUACUUUUGAAACCGCCGAAGCUGCAGCACUUGCUUAUGACGAAGCUGCUCUUAGGUUUAAAGGAAGUAAAGCUAAGCUUAACUUCCCCGAAAGAGUUCAAGGCAGAAGCCAAUUAGGCUUCUUGACUAAUCGCCAAGAUUUGCAUGCUGGAACCCAACAAAUGACACAUCGAGUUAUUGUUCCUUCACAAACACCACAAGAACCAUGCUCAAGUAAUUUUCAGUAUCCACAGUUUAUGUUUCCAGGUGGGAACUAUGGCCUUAACUAUGCUGUGCCUGCGGGUCCUUAUAAUAGAGAGCCAUUUCUUUCGCGGACUUCAUCAGCUAUAUCUUCAUCUUCGUCUUCGUCUUCGUCUUCAUCAUCUGCACCUUCUCAUCAACAAGAAGAACUCGUAAGAUUUUCAAUGCAGUUUGGGAGUCCGUACUCUCAUUCUAAUCCUCCUGCUACGAAUUGGAGGAACUUUGAUUCUGCUCAUGGAAGAGACUAGCACGUAGGCAAACAAGUUUCAAUACUUGAGAAACAGUUGAAAAUUUCCGGUUAUGAUAAUGAUGUUUGUUUUUCUUU
Manihot esculenta (cassava) is the source of this 1073-nucleotide messenger RNA. Its product is annotated as ethylene-responsive transcription factor ERF115. Gene Ontology annotation, biological process: ethylene-activated signaling pathway; regulation of DNA-templated transcription. The transcript is spliced from 2 exons. The record is from RefSeq and is a predicted model, not a curated record. The coding region runs from base 265 to 996 and encodes 243 amino acids. Lineage: Eukaryota; Viridiplantae; Streptophyta; Magnoliopsida; Malpighiales; Euphorbiaceae. Gene Ontology annotation, molecular function: DNA binding; DNA-binding transcription factor activity.